Ilex paraguariensis (yerba mate) is the source of this 372-nucleotide messenger RNA. The record is from the annotation of a GenBank genome assembly. Lineage: Eukaryota; Viridiplantae; Streptophyta; Magnoliopsida; Aquifoliales; Aquifoliaceae.
AUGGGGGAGCCGCGUGAGGUGAGGGAGCUGGGCGCCCAUUCAGGCGCUGUUCUGGGUGAAUCGGCCGAUCAUGAGGCAGUGGUCAGGCGUGCAGGCGGUGGUGUGGCGAACUCAGCUGAGCCCAGGCGCGCAAGUGGGCGCGCAAAGGAAGCGGACGAGCAGUCCCUUCACGCAAGGGUUAUCGGCGGCUGUGCAAGCCAGGUGGCAGGCGAGCUGCCUGGUUUAUGCGCCUACUCAGGCAGUCCAGGAGGGCAGAUCAGUGCGAGGGGAGUUGCGCAGGCUCCAAUAGGCAUUNUGUUGAAGAAGAAAGCAUUGAAGGUGGUGGCCAUCUUAUUGCUGGGCACGAUGGAGGAGAGAUUGACUUCAAAUUAG